Kluyveromyces lactis is the source of this 507-nucleotide messenger RNA. It is a transcript of the gene FUN14, whose product is annotated as Fun14p. Lineage: Eukaryota; Fungi; Ascomycota; Saccharomycetes; Saccharomycetales; Saccharomycetaceae. The transcript has a single exon. Bases 1 to 507 code for a protein of 168 amino acids. The record is from RefSeq and is a predicted model, not a curated record.
AUGUUCAGAACAGCAGCAAGAAACCUUGGCGUGCCAUUAAGAAGAAGUGUUUAUGUUGGAUUCAGCGGUAGUUUAUUAGUCGGUGGUGGAUCGUUGUUGCACUCGAUGCAACCAAGCUCAUAUAUCAUGAACGAUUCAAUUGUUGAUGUUAAGCAAAGAACGAAUCUACCACAAGAGCUUGGAUUGCCAAGCCGUGUUGAUAUAAGUUCGAAGCAAAGAAGAGUCAACUACAGACAAAUGUGCUACGGGUCAAUUUUAGGUCUAGUGUUCGGUGUUAUCUUUGGUAAGAUAUCAAGUCUUCUCGUGUUCAUCACCGGGGUUGGAUUCGUUGGGUUACAAUUCUUGCAGAACAGGGGAGUUAUCAGCAGUGACAGCACUCGUUCUCUUUCCAAAUACGUUGUGACCAUCGGCCGUGAGAGGAUUGAUUUGAACACAUUGAUCUGGGACAAACCCAGCUUCAAAGUCUCAUUCAUCUUGACAUUUGUGCUAGCUGCACUUAACGUCUGA